Molecule: messenger RNA, 657 nt
Organism: Spinacia oleracea (spinach)
Lineage: Eukaryota; Viridiplantae; Streptophyta; Magnoliopsida; Caryophyllales; Amaranthaceae
Product: NADPH-dependent codeinone reductase 1-2-like
Exons: 4
Coding region: 1-591 (196 amino acids)
Molecular function (GO): oxidoreductase activity
Source: RefSeq, a predicted model, not a curated record
AUGCUAGUGAUUGCUGGUGGCCUAUCGUCGCCGCCGCCGUUGCUGCUUGCUUCUCGCCGCCCUAGCUGCUCGCCUCUCGCAGCCGCCGCUUCUCCCAGCCAUUCAAUCGCCGCCGCUCGCAGCCAUUCCAUCGCCGCAGCUGCUCGGUUAAUUCAAUGGUUGGAGUUCUCAAUCGAUUCUAAAAUAAAAUCGAUCGGCAGUUCGGUCUUUGUUGAUAAGAUUACGAUGAGUAAGCAGCUAAGUUUUGUUGCAGCUGAUUACCAGAAUGAAGCUGAGGUUAGGGAGGCACUUGCUGAUGUAUUUCAAACUGGGCUUGUUAAGAGGGAGGAUCUUUUCAUAACCACUAAGCUGUGGAACUCUGACCAUGGACAUGUACUUGAAGCCUGUAAAGACAGUUUAAAGAAACUUCGCCUUGAUUAUUUGGAUCUGUACUUGGUUCAAUUUCCUGUAGCCACAAAGAAUACUGAUUUGACAUCCCAGAUGCUUGUGAGAGACUUAAUCCCCUCAGUGCCUUCUUUAGAUUCACCUGGUCAAGUACAAUUUAUGAUAGGAGAUUGUGAAGCUGCAGGUAAUGCCUUUCUCUUUAGUUAGAUAUUGCAGUACCUGCACAGCUUCAAUUUAUCAGCAAGGCAUAUUAUUUUCUAGCUUCAAUUUAUC